CCGUAGCAAAUCUUAUGUUUCCUUUGUAACGUUACAUUUUAACGUAACGGUUAGGAUUGACACUACAUAACGUUACAUCUUUCGUACCACAUUCGUGAUAACCGAUUGCAAGAGGUACAAAAACGUAACAAUAUUGAUCACGAGGUUCGUUACGUUACAAGUUACUGUACAGAAACGGUGAAGAGAACGAAAUAUUUUGGUACUGAACAAAUUUGUAACGUAACAGCGUUACGUUAAGUUACGGCGCCCUGGGUCUGGGCCUGUCGGCGGCAGAGCAGAGGUGCCCCUUGGCCGCCACAAGUCCCUCAGCAUGGAGCGCUUCGCGGGCCGCGUGGCCGUGGUGACGGGCGCCAGCAGCGGCAUCGGCGCGCAGCUCGCCGAGGACCUGGUGCGCGCCGGCAUGGUGGUGGUGGGCGUGGCGCGGCGCCUGGAGCGGAUGCAGGCGCUGGCCGCCGCGCUGGCCGGGCUCCGCGGCCGCCUGGAGCCGCUCCAGGCCGACCUCUCCUGCGCGGACGAGCUGCGCCGCGUCUUCACGUGGGUGGACGACAACCUGGGCGGCAUCUCCGUCCUGGUCAACAACGCUGCCGUAGCGACGCAGGUGGCUAUCCAGGGUGAGUACUCAACCUCAACCCUUGACGGGGGCCAUUUUGACCUUAAGCUCGCAAUCCCGGGGCUGAGGGUCUGA
Molecule: messenger RNA, 685 nt
Organism: Frankliniella occidentalis (western flower thrips)
Lineage: Eukaryota; Metazoa; Arthropoda; Insecta; Thysanoptera; Thripidae
Product: farnesol dehydrogenase-like
Exons: 1
Coding region: 311-685 (124 amino acids)
Source: RefSeq, a predicted model, not a curated record